AUGGCGGAGAACAAACGCCAGAAUCCGGCUGAGAAAGGCUUACAAGGCAGUUCAGGUAGUGCGAUAGGCACCGGAAUGGCAACCAACACGGUGUCCAUGGACGGGACUUUGAUCGGGUCAAUCGGUGCUCGACUUCGCAUCACGACCGCCGCACCAAAUAGCUCAACAUACGAGGGAACUCUUUUCGCCGCGGACCCAAUCACCAACCUCGUCGCAAUUAACACCAAUCCAGCCGCGGCAUUAAAAGCAAAAAAUGAUAUGACUGGUGAUUUCAAACUCUUUCCCAUCUCGCAGAUCCAAUCUUUUCAUCUGCUAAGCCUUCAGCCGACGGACGCACAGUCUAGCCUCCCGGCUCUGGAUAUGCGUGCAUUGAAGGCACGCGAGGCUAAAGCUGUUAAUGAGCUGCAGGAGCAAGAAGCGCGUCGCGGAAAGGGCGUCACUCGCGAGGCUCAGGAUAUCUUUGAUGCGCUUGGGCGGACAAUGCCCGCGCGCUGGGACGGACAAAACAUUAUUGUUGCCGAUGCCGUUUCUAUUGCUCCAUACUACCGUGUCGAUGACUGCCGCCCAUUGAUAAAGGGUGACACAGCUGCCCUCGCCCGAGUCCGCAAAGUGCUCGAGAUGGAGAGAAAGAAGAUUGAACUGCGCACCGCCAGUGCUACUAUCGGUUCUACUAGCACUUUUUCCCGCACUUUGAGUGAUCAGCGCAAGGGUGGCUAA
Messenger RNA from Penicillium taxi, 717 nucleotides. RefSeq names its product anticodon-binding domain-containing protein. Lineage: Eukaryota; Fungi; Ascomycota; Eurotiomycetes; Eurotiales; Aspergillaceae. The record is from RefSeq and is a predicted model, not a curated record. The transcript has 3 exons. Bases 1 to 717 code for a protein of 238 amino acids.